Molecule: messenger RNA, 333 nt
Organism: Striga asiatica
Lineage: Eukaryota; Viridiplantae; Streptophyta; Magnoliopsida; Lamiales; Orobanchaceae
Source: the annotation of a GenBank genome assembly
AUGGCUUUAAUGGAUCAGGAUAUUGAUGAGCCUGAAGUUCCGUGGGGGAAAUUGUGGAAGCUUGCGGCACCGGCGAGAUGGGCGAUUUUCCCAAUAGCAUUUGCAUUCCAACAUUCGAGGGGCAUUGAUUCGAGCACAGGCCUUCAGCUUCAAUCAAAUAGGCUAAUCUCUUUUGCAAAGGAAAUGGCAGCUGCUCAAGAUUUAGUGGAUCGACUCUAUUUGGCGACUAUUCCUACCGAGACUCACUUCGUUCUCCCAAAGAAGUAUUCGGCAAAAUCCCUGAAGCCAAGUCACUUAGUUCGGGAAAUUCCUUUCCCAACGAAUCCGCUUUGA